Lucilia sericata (common green bottle fly) is the source of this 549-nucleotide messenger RNA. RefSeq lists its product as uncharacterized. Bases 224 to 499 code for a protein of 91 amino acids. The record is from RefSeq and is a predicted model, not a curated record. The transcript is spliced from 2 exons. Gene Ontology annotation, molecular function: chitin binding. Lineage: Eukaryota; Metazoa; Arthropoda; Insecta; Diptera; Calliphoridae.
UUAGAAAGUUUUUGCUGAAGUUGUAGUUACUAAACCAUCAUUGACUAAAUUGCCAAAAACAGUUCAAUUAAAAAAUGUGUGUUAUCACAUUAAAAAACAAAUUGAUAAAAGCUAUUUUUUAUUUUCCAAAAUAUUUUUGGUAUAAAUACCCGACAAAUUUAACCAACUAUCAACAAAUAGUUCAGUUCCUUUGACUACCACAGAGACUAAAACAAAAUCAAUAAUGAAAUCUGUUAUGUUUCUCGCCAUUUUGGCUUUCGCCAUUGCCUGCGUUUUGGCCUGUGAUCCCGAUAGCAACAAUCAACCCGAAUGUACUGCCAAAAAUGUAAAUGUACCCGUUCGUAACUUCUGGGAUCCCACUCACUAUUGGUUGUGUAAAUCUGCUGGUGCCACUGCUGAAUCUGUACGUUGUCCCGAUGCUGAAGGUUUCGAUUCAGCUAAGGGUGCUUGCGUACCCUUCAAUCAAUGGAAAUGGACUGAACCCUGCCCAUCUGCUUAAAAAUAAUGAAAUGUUUUUAAAAUAAAGUAAAUACUAUUUUUAAUCUAAAA